AUGUCUUCGUGGUGCGGCUGCGGCCUCCGUGGCCGCAAGAAAGCCAGGUUGGAGGCGGAAGCGGCGGCGUCAAUGAUCCGCGGGAGCACCGCUCCCAUUGCCACACCUCCUCCUCCUCCUCCUCCUCCUGCUUCUCUUGCGGCCGCGGCGGUAGUCGCCGUGCCUUGCAGUGGGGUGUCGUCCCUUCUGCCGGUCGCAGAUAAAGAUACUGAUGCUGAAGACUUCAACAGUGAAGAAUGA
Molecule: messenger RNA, 240 nt
Organism: Blastomyces gilchristii SLH14081
Lineage: Eukaryota; Fungi; Ascomycota; Eurotiomycetes; Onygenales; Ajellomycetaceae
Exons: 2
Coding region: 1-240 (79 amino acids)
Source: RefSeq, a predicted model, not a curated record